Messenger RNA from Trichogramma pretiosum, 2269 nucleotides. RefSeq names its product deoxyribodipyrimidine photo-lyase. Gene Ontology annotation, biological process: photoreactive repair. The record is from RefSeq and is a predicted model, not a curated record. NCBI's taxonomy places the organism in Eukaryota, Metazoa, Arthropoda, Insecta, Hymenoptera, Trichogrammatidae. Bases 522 to 2021 code for a protein of 499 amino acids. The transcript is spliced from 6 exons. Gene Ontology annotation, molecular function: deoxyribodipyrimidine photo-lyase activity.
UUUGACCAGCCUAGAGUCAACGCGUGCGAACAGUGUAAGCGAUAGCGAGCCGCGAGAUUAAUAAAGUGAACAUAAUUUACAAUAAACUUUGCGAAUACGCAUUUUAAUUAAUAUUGCACCCUUCUGACCAUCCUAUACGUGGUGACGCAAUAGCGGAUUAAAAACUUUGCACAAUCAAUAAAAUACCGUCAGAUUUGAGAUUGCCAUUAAUACCAACAGUCGCGUGCGAAAUUUAUGCGCGCAUAUUUUUACGCGCGAAAUUCUGCCGGUAAGACGGCCGGCGCGUAUUGAGUCCGCCGUAGAGGGUGGGGGAUGGCAUGCCCGCCUCGACACAAAAUAAAGUGUAAAAUUCGCCUUGCCGCGUUCUGCUCGAAAUUCGCCUCGUUGUUUUGCCGUACACAACCUCCGGAGAAUCGAGCUACACCGGCAUCUCGCCGGUUGAAUAAUAUUGCGAAAUUUUAGCCCAACGAAAAUAUAACUGUUUUUCUCUUCUCGUCCAUGUAAAAUUUUUCUGUAGCAAGAUGUCGAAUCCCCCUGCAAAAAGGUUGAAAACUUCCGAUUUCUUGAGCACAAUUGCCGAACAAAGAAAAGAGACGGCAAACAAUAUUCUGGAAUUUAAGUUCAACAAAAAAAGAGUAAGAGUGCUCACUGAGUCAGAUGAAGUAGUUCCCAAGUCCAAAGGAAUUCUGUAUUGGAUGUUUAGAGACCCCAGAGUUCAAGAUAACUGGUCCUUUUUGUUUGCUCAGAAGUUAGCGUUGAAGAAUAAAUUACCUUUACACGUAUGUUAUUGUAUUUUACCAAAAUUUCUCGAUGCUACAUUGAGGCAUUACAAGUUCCUAUUGGAGUCGUUGCAAGAGGUGGACAAAGAUUGUCUCGAACUAAACAUCAAUUUUCAUCUUUUACUGGGUGAACCACACGAUGUUGUGGUUGAUAUUGUGAAAAAAUAUAAAAUAGGAGGUCUCGUUGUAGACUUCUUCCCUUUGAGAAAGCCCAGGUUUUGGUUGAGUGAAAUACAAAAAAGAAUCCCAAAAGAUGUUCCUGUGUGUCAGAUUGAUUCUCAUAACAUUGUUCCUUGCUGGGUGACAUCGGAUAAAUUGGAGUAUGCUGCUCGCACAAUAAGAAAUAAAAUAAACUCUAAACUACCAGAAUUCUUAACAGAAUUUCCACCUGUGAUAAGGCAUCCAUAUACCACUGAUCAAAAACUUGAUAAAAAUGAGUGGGACACAGCAUUGGAUCAUGUCCUUAUUGAUAGAUCAGUUGAUAAAGUUUCAUGGGCUAAAGCAGGGCACAGAGGUGGCAUGGCUGAGCUUGAAAAUUUUUUGAACAAACGGUUAAAGUUAUAUCACAGCAAACGCAAUGAUCCAACAGCUGAUGCUCUUAGUAAUUUAUCCCCAUGGUUUCAUUUUGGACAAAUUUCUGUUCAAAGAAGUAUUUUAGAAGCUGUGAAGCUAAAAUCAAAGUACAAAGAAUCUGUUGAAGCUUUUUGUGAGGAAGCUAUUGUUCGCAGAGAACUUAGUGAUAACUUUUGUUACUAUAAUGAAAAUUAUGAUAACAUAGAAGGAGCAUACGACUGGGCUAAAAAAACCUUGGAAGAGCAUAGUAAAGACAAGAGAGAAUAUAUUUACACAAAGGAAGAAUUGGAACAAGGUUUAACACAUGAUGAUCUGUGGAAUGCUGCAGAAAUACAAUUGGUAAAAGAAGGUAAAAUUCAUGGCUUUUUACGUAUGUACUGGGCCAAAAAAAUUCUAGAAUGGACCAAAACACCUCAAGAAGCACUCGAGUGGUCAAUUUAUUUGAAUGAUAAAUACAGUAUGGAUGGAAGAGAUCCCAAUGGUUAUGUUGGUUGCAUGUGGUCCAUUUGUGGAAUACAUGAUCAAGGUUGGAGAGAGAGGCCUGUAUUUGGAAAAAUUCGUUACAUGAACUAUCAAGGAUGUUGUAGAAAGUUUGAUGUUAAAGAAUUUGUUAGAAAGUAUGGAGCAAAAGUUCAUAAUAAAAAAAGCUCCGUUUUUAAGAAGAAAUAAUGAAAAAAUCUCGUUAUAAAUGUCAAGCUACAGAAUUUGUUGAUUUUAGCGUUCAGUCUUUCAUCACAAUGUUAUUUUAAUUUUUUUUUCUAUUGAAAACUUUGUUUAAUAAGUACAAUUCGCAGCACAAUUUUUAAAAUUGACUAGAAAUAAAAAGUAACUAUGUACCUGUGAAACAAUGUGAAAAUACUAUGUUUUAUAUUCUUGUAUACAACGUCGAUGAAAAUAAACGUAUUAUUUCUAAUAAA